AUGGCAUUGCAGAUUUCCCCAAAGGAUACCGACUUGCUUUUAAAAAAGAAGAACGUUCUUUCCGCAGAUGUUUUAGACAAGUAUAGAUAUGCUGGUGAAAUCACACAAACAUGUUUGAGUUACCUCAUUUCAUUGAUCAACGAUUCAUACCACCUAGGUAAGCACGAGCCGUACAGUGCUGCGGAGCUCUGUCUUCUUGGUGACAGUUUCAUCCAGACUUUAGUGAAUAGCAAAUACAAAAAGGUGAUUGAAAAAGGUAUUGCACAACCAGUUACGUUGGAUGUCAACGACAUGAUUGUUGGCUACUCUCCAGAGCUCACCGAUGAAUCCAACUUAACCUUCCAACCGGGCGACAUUGUCACCAUCAACCUUGGAUGUCAGAUCGACGGUUACACAUCCAACUUGGCACACACGAUUGUCAUCUAUCCCUCUGGUUUGACUGCACCAACCGGACCGUUAUUGGGCGGACCGGCCGACGCAGUUUGUGCAUCAUAUCUUGCGACAGAGACUGUGGUUUCCUUAUUGGCAUGUGCAUUGAGUCCUGAAAAAAUCCCCAACUCUUUACUAAGCGACAAUUCUAAUAGACAUAUAACGGGUUCGAUGAUAAGGAAGGUUGUUGAUACCAUUGCGCAGUCGUUCAAUUGUGCGAUUGUGCCAACGUCCAAGGUCAGAAGAAUAAGGAGAUUUUUGGCUGGCCAGGCCGAGGGUGUGGUUGCUGAAAGAGACUUCAAGGGUGUUGUGUGGUCCGAGAUAGACCAAGAGAGCGAUUUGUUGAAGAGAAGCAACUUCCAAGACGGCAGCGCUUCUGCCUCCUCUGGCAAUACAGACCUAUCGAUAAUCGACCAAACAAAGGGACGUAGCGACAUCCAGAACCCAGACAAGGCGAUUCCAACCGACGACUUUGUUGUUUCUGCCGGCGAGGUGUACACGGUGGACAUCAAGAUGGCUCCGAUCGACAAGCAGGAGCCUGGUCUCGUCACCGUGGACUCUGGCGAUGGCCGGGACAGAGGCGCCAAGCACUCCAUUUUCAUAAGAGACGUCUCCAUGUCGGAGCAGUUGAAGUUGAGAAACAGCAGACGGUUGUUGUCGUUGGUAGACAAGGAGCAGUCUGUGUAUCCGUUCAAGCUUGCGUACGUCUCGGAGAGCUUCCCGCUCGACAGCAAGAAGGACUUAGCCGAGCAGUUGGCCAAGAUCGAGAAGGACGUGAAGAUCUUCAGGUUCGGCCUGACCGAGUGCACAAACAAACAGCUGUUUGUUCCCAAGGCGGUUUUGUCGUGCAAGUUCAUUCCGCUGCGCGAGGUCUUGAAGGUGCCUACGUCGACGGGGAUCAACGGCUUCGACGCCAGCAACCCUGCGCUUCCCGGCAUGGAGUUGCCGCUACCGAAGCUCGGCCUCACUGCGUUGAAGUUGAAGACGCUACUCAAGCACGGCCGCCCGGUCACCGUCUCCCGGUUCCUCUCCACCGUGGCUUUGAGCCCCGACGCCGGCUGUGUCAGGCUCAGUGGGGGCAACAAGACCUUCACCCCUAGCUGGGUCCACUCCGACUACCAACUACAGGGUCCUGUGGCGGCCGCCGUUGGCGAGCUUGCUGCCCUUGUACAGGACGAACGGUUUGGUCUCAAGAUCGACGAGUGCCGCGUCAUGGACCUCAGCGCCGUCGCCGCCAACGACGACGCAAUGGAGGAGUAG
This is a messenger RNA of Pichia membranifaciens NRRL Y-2026, 1689 nucleotides long. RefSeq lists its product as hypothetical. Lineage: Eukaryota; Fungi; Ascomycota; Pichiomycetes; Pichiales; Pichiaceae. The transcript has a single exon. The coding region runs from base 1 to 1689 and encodes 562 amino acids. The record is from RefSeq and is a predicted model, not a curated record.